AUGUCAUAUUACUCUGGAUUUCAAAAUAGAUAAUAACUAUAGCAAUAUGAACAAUUAUUAUAAUUGCUUCUAGUCACUUUAAAUAAGAGAUUGGUUAAGUUUUACUAAAAUGAAGAAUGUGAUGAAUUAGCAUUUCGUAAUAUAUUUCACAGAAUCAUAUCUGGACUUAAAUCCUUAGAAUAAUAGUAUAUAUUAAUUACAUAAUCUAAUAGAAAAUUUAUGCCUCCAAGAUUUAGUGAAACAGUUAGAAUUUUAUUUGAGAUUUUGAAAUUAGAAGAAUAACAAGAAGUAUCAAAAUAUCUAUAUAGAGUGAAAGGUUAUACAUGAAUCCAUAAUUUGAUUUUAUUUCCCGAUAAGCCAAUAUAAUAAUGAAUUAAGAAAAGAAACCAAUUUAACAUCUGCAAUAUAAAUUAUAAGAAGAUCAAUAAGAAAUGCCACCUCAUCCAUUAAUGCAAGUUGAAUAGAGAUAAGAAUCAACUAAAUUAGAUAUAGUUUUUGAUAAAAUGGAUAAAUAAGAGAAAUUAGUUAAGCUAGAAUAAAUUGAUAAAAACAAAAAAUAUGAUAGUGGAAUAACUGAAAUAACUACUCCUCGUAAAAUUAAAGAAUCAUUAAAAUAAUAGUAAUUCAAUUAAUAAUAAUAAUAUAAUUUGAUACCAAAAGAAUUUAUUAAUUAAAUAGAGGAAUGUGUAACUAGAAAUGUGUUAGAUAAAUUGAGUCUUCCAAAAAGAUCAAAGAAAAAAAAAUAAAGAUCUUCAUCUAAUUCAUUUUAAUUUAGACAAGUUCUUUUAACAACUAGUGAUAAAUAGAAUUAAUCUUUUUAAUCAACAAAGAGAAAAUUCAACAAUUUAAUAUGA
Paramecium pentaurelia is the source of this 854-nucleotide messenger RNA. The record is from the annotation of a GenBank genome assembly. Lineage: Eukaryota; Ciliophora; Oligohymenophorea; Peniculida; Parameciidae.